AUGUCGGAGGCCCUGGUCGAUGCGUGGAAGGAGAAAGGCUUCGACAAGGACAUGGCCGGGGAUGCAGAGGGGGAGAUGGUAAGCUUCGGCGCCUUCGGUAGCCAGGCCCUGCGGCUCCGCUUUCAGGGCCUUGCUUUAUUCCCGGACAAGGUCGACGUCGUGAUCGCUCCAACGGCACUUCACCUGGGAUCCGUCAAGGCCGGCUUGGAAGGCCUUGGCAUGCAGGUGUCUUCGCAGAACGUGGGCAAGAAUGAAAUGGGCGCAUUCACUGGCGAGUGGACCGCCACGCACUUGCAGGACAUGGAGGUGCCAUACACGCUCAUCGGCCACUCGGAGCGCCGAAGCAAGUACGGAGAGUCAGACGAGGACACGGCCGUGAAGGUGGAGAAGUGCCAGGCUGCAGGCAUCAAGGUGAUCUUCUGCAUUGGCGAGCUCCUGGAGGAGCGCGAGGCCAACAAAACUGACGAGGUGAACAAGCGCCAGCUCGCUGCCGUGAUCCCAAAAAUCACGAACUGGGACAACAUUGUCAUCGCCUACGAGCCUGUCUGGGCCAUCGGCACCGGCAAGGUCGCCACGCCGGAGCAAGCCGAGGAGACCCAGGAGGGCUGUUCACGACUGCGAAUUGGCGUUCAGACAUGUUUUCGGAAGCAGCAGCAGAAGAAGAAGAAGAAGAAGAAGAAGAAGAAGAAGAAGAAGAAGAAGAAGAAGAAGAAGAAGAAGAAGAAGAAGAAGAAGAAGAAGAAGUUGAACGUGCCCGUGCCCUUGUCGCGGCCGGCACGGAGUGAGGACCAGUCAACCACAUUCGCGGGGCCUCUUAAGGACCUUAGUCCUCCAAGCGACGCGCAAGCUCCUAUGGAGUCCUACGCGUUCCGCACGCCAUGCCGCGCGGACCAAAGUUUACACGCUGUGUCAGCCGCGUGCACGCUCGCCCACCAACCGUCCCGCUAA
This is a messenger RNA of Symbiodinium natans, 948 nucleotides long. The record is from the annotation of a GenBank genome assembly. Lineage: Eukaryota; Dinophyceae; Suessiales; Symbiodiniaceae.